Symbiodinium sp. CCMP2592 is the source of this 1668-nucleotide messenger RNA. Lineage: Eukaryota; Dinophyceae; Suessiales; Symbiodiniaceae. The record is from the annotation of a GenBank genome assembly.
AUGGCUGACCGACAUGGUCCAUUCCACGCCCUUGUCCAGAAGCUAGAGGAGCAGCAUGAGAAGGAGGUGGCAGAUCUCAAAGCCACGAUUGGGCGUUUGGAGGCUGCCGUCAAUGCAAAGCACUCGGAUUCCGGGGACUCAUCGAAGGCGACACUCGGCCCGCGAGUUGUGCGACCAUCCCCAAUCACGACUUUCCACAUACGCGAGCCGCUUCCGGGCGGAGAACAAGCAGUGCCGAAAGAGCACAAUGCUUCGGCUUCAGAGGUCACGUCCGCACCCGGCUCCCCGAAGCCGGUGGGUGACAUCCAGGAUGUGGCCUCCAUCGAUGGGCAGCUUGACAACGAGCCGGACUUACUCAAGGUUCCCUUGCAGAUUCCGCCGCCAAGUCCGGGGGCAGGUCCCCCCGGCAGCCCCGGGGCGUCAGAUCCGGUAUCCCCGAACUCAAUACGCUCAAUGACAGGGAGUUUCUCGCUGAUGUCACCCAGGCCCAGCCAGUCUGAAGAACCGCCGGAAGAGGAAGCCAGGACACUCAUCCAGAAGAUCAAGAAGUUUGUGCGAAGCGAUACUUUCGAUCUCGUGGUCGGCCUUCUAGUGACCUUAAACUUCUUGACCAUGGCGAUGGAGCUGCAGUACGCCGGACUACAGUCUGGCUACGUUCUCUCCAUCCGGUUUUUUGACCAGCCGUCAGCUUCGGCAUGGCCCUGGGCCGCGGACUUUUUUCAGGUCAUGCGCACCAUUUUCCUUGUAUUCUUCACGUCGGAGAUCUUGCUCAGGUUCCUGUUUCUGAGGGCGGCGUUCUUCAAGACUCCCUUCAACGUUAUCGACUUUGUCGCUCUCUUGGCCUCUUUGGUGGAGCUGUUCUCGUGGAACUUGCCGGUGGAUCCCACUCUCUUGCGUCUUUGCCGUCUCGCGAAGCUGUUCAGGACGAUCCGCGUGUUGAAGGUUUCUGGCAUGCUGGACUCGCUGAGCCUUCUCGCUAGAUGCAUGAGUUCCAGUGGGCUCACCCUUGUAUGGUCUCUGCUCUUCCUCUUGGUGAUCCAGCUCAUCGCUGCCAUGAUCGUUUGUUUCAUGGUACGGCCUUACCUGGAGGAUGUCAACGAGCCUGAAGAGCGACGCCAAGAAGUGUACAAGUACUACGGCACCUUCACCAUUGCAGUGCUCACCCUCUUCGAGGUGUUCUUCGCAAAUUGGGCUCCAGCCUGCCGCGUCCUGGUCGAGAACAUCUCCGAGUGGUACUCGCUUCUCUUCCUCAUCUACCGAUGCGGCAUCGGCUUCGCCGUUAUCAAUGUCGUCAAUGCCGUUUUCGUGCAGCAAACAAUGCAAGUUGCAAAAGGUGACGAAGAGGUCUUGCUUUUGGAAAAACAGAAGGCCGAAGAGAAGUACAUGAAGAACGUGGGGAGAAUCUUCCAGACCCUGGAUACAUCUGGAGAUGGACUUCUCUCCUGGGCGGAGUUCGAAGUCCUCCUUCAAGAUAGGAAGCUGAAGUUCCUCCUGGACAAGCUCGAGAUUGCUGCGGGGGACCUGAAAACACUCUUCGAUCUCUUGGACGACACCGGCGAUGGCGAGAUCUCUGUUGAGGAAUUCCUUGAGGGCAUUACCCGCUUCAAGGGGGCGGCGAAGAGCCUUUGCCAUAGUUGGGUAGCAUUUUACAUUUUUAUGAGUACUUAG